ACAUGUCCUCUCCUGAAAUGUGGGACUUGGUGCACAGCGGAUCUGUGGGUUUCGGAAUAUGACCGUGCAUGCUGGGUGUUCAGAUUGUCUUGCAACGUUAUGGCGUGUAUGGCAAACCACCAGGCGCACUCUUCGCAUCACUAUCGAGUAGUGGUGGUGGGCGGAGGCUUGGCCGGCCUUGCUGCCGCCCGCAUGCUGGCUGAUCAUUACAGUCUCACGGACACUCAAGCCGUGCUAAUUCUGGAGGCCGGCACUUCGCUCGGCGGCAGAAUCAAACAUAUCACCGGUCUUGUACCAUGGCCUGUUGAGGUUGGGCCUGAAUUUAUCCACGGCACCAUGAACUCAUCUUUCAAAGAUAUCGCCGAUCGGAUGAAGUGCCAAAUGCGAGAGCUCCCUUAUCCAGACCGAUACUAUCUGGGAAACGAGCGCCGCAUGCUCUGUAGUGAUGAAGCUGAGAAGCAUGAAGAUAUACAGCAUGCCCACAAAUUAUUCCAAGAAUUAGCUUUCGAAGAUCCAGAUGCUCCUGACAUAUCAAUGGCUGAAUAUCUUCAUCGUCGAGGGACCAAUAAUUCCGUUUAUCAGCUUGCUGAAUCAAUUUAUGCGAAUGAUUUUGGAUGCUCCUUGAAGCAGCUUGGUGUGCGUGAGUGCAUCCAAGAGGCCCAAAAUUGGAUAUACGGGGACACCUAUCUCAUCCUUGACCGCCCUAUGUCUUCUGUCGUUGACUUCAUCGCAAAAGGUCUUCAGGUGCACUUGGACUGGGCCGUACAACGUGUACAGUAUGGGACUCAUGGAGUAAAGUUGCAUAGUUCUGAUGGCCUAAUCGUAACAGCAGAUUAUGCAAUCUUGGCAGUCCCAGUGACUAUUUUGCAACAUGGAGUUAUCACGUUUAACCCCCCUCUGCCUAAAGCCAAGCUGGAUGCAAUUCAGUCUAUUGGCAUGAAUAAUUGUGUCAAGGUAUUGAUGGCUUUUUCAGAUCGUUUCUGGCCGGAAGACAUGUUUGAUGUAGUUUGCACCAACUGCUUUUUACCAGAGAUCUGGAUCACACAAUAUCCAUCAACAUCCAACCACACAGAUGGAAGAGCUCCCUUAGGAAAGUUUAUUGUUGUUGGCUUCAUGGCUGGGGAGGUUGCUGCAGCUGCAUCAAGACUUCCUGAAGCAGAAGUUAUACGCAGAUCAUUGUCGCAACUGGAUGAAAUGUUUGGCCAAGUGUCCCAGAAAGCAGAAUAUGAUCGUAGUGGAUAUUGCCAUGGCAUAAAAGUUGAUCCUUUAAAUGAUAUACCAGAUAGGUCUAAAGAUUUGCACAACUUCCUUACUCGGGAUCACGUGCUGAUUCCUAGGGAAUAUGUUCAAUGUCCCAGGUCAAGGCCUGCAUCUGCUUUUUUUCAAGGGGGAUGUGUGGUGAACUGGGAAAAGGAGUCGUUUGUGAGAGGGGGUUAUACGUAUCCCUCUCUGAACGCACACGGAGCAAGAUUUGCACUAGCAGAGCCUCUUCAGAAGCGUGUGUUUUUUGCUGGGGAAGCUACUCAUCCAGGUGUGAAUCCUUGCAUGCAAGCUGCUAUAGACACAGGCAGACGUGCAGCAAGCGAGAUUUUAAGCCUUGAUGUUUCCGGCCGCUUGUAAGCACUUUGUUUCUUAAUUCAUGAAAUAUGGUUAAGUACUUCAGAGUUUAUCUGCAAGGUGCCUGGACACUUGCGAAGGAUACUUAGAAAAGUGAAGCGCAUCUUUAACUCUAAAUUUGUUAGACAUUGCUUGUGUGUACUUAUCCUGUCAUUCUUCACUACGUAUUCUAUGCUGUACGGGAUUUGUAGUGUUUUGUAAUCAAUCACCAGUUGGUGAUUAGGGGUUGAGACCUGCUUCAAAAAUUUUCUUUUUGUGA
Physcomitrium patens is the source of this 1876-nucleotide messenger RNA. RefSeq lists its product as uncharacterized. The record is from RefSeq and is a predicted model, not a curated record. NCBI's taxonomy places the organism in Eukaryota, Viridiplantae, Streptophyta, Bryopsida, Funariales, Funariaceae. Gene Ontology annotation, molecular function: oxidoreductase activity.